AUGGCUGAUGCCACCUACCCCCUUCUCGAGGAGCGUCCUCUCAAGGACACCAUCUGCCUCUUUGACGUCGAUGGCACCCUGACGCCCGCCCGUCUGCUAACGCCUCCCUCCCGCAAUCGACAGGACGCCUCUCCCGAGAUCCUCGCCAUCCUCCGCGCGCUGCGCCAAAAGUGCGCCAUUGGUUUUGUUGGCGGCUCCGACCUCGCCAAGCAGGAGGAGCAGAUCGGCGGCCCUGCCGGCGUUCCCGUCACCACGCUCUUUGAUUUCUGCUUCUCCGAAAACGGCCUCACCGCGUUCAAGCUCGGUCAGGCGUUGCCGUCCAACAGCUUCAUCGAGUGGAUCGGCGAGGCCCAGUACAAGGAGCUGGCCAACUUUGUCCUACAUUAUAUUGCCGAUCUCGACAUCCCGAUUAAGCGCGGCACCUUUAUCGAGUUCCGCAACGGCAUGAUCAACAUCAGCCCCGUCGGGCGCAACGCGAGCAACAAGGAACGCAACGAGUUUGAGGCGUAUGACAAGGAGGCCAAGGUGCGGGAGAAGUUUGUCGCGGUCCUCAAGGAAAAGUUUGGCCACCUCGGUCUGACCUUUUCCAUCGGCGGACAGAUCUCCUUUGAUGUCUUCCCCACCGGCUGGGACAAGACUUACUGCCUCAGGCACCUCGAGAGCGAGGCCAAGAAGCCCAAUGGCAUCACGUACAAGAACAUUCACUUCUUCGGCGACAAGACAGCCAAGGGCGGCAACGACUACGAAAUCUACGAGGACCCCCGCACCAUCGGCCACUCGGUCAAGGGCCCGGAGGAUACCAUGACCAUCCUCAAGGAGGUCUUUGGCGUAUAA
This is a messenger RNA of Cordyceps militaris CM01, 834 nucleotides long. Its product is annotated as phosphomannomutase. Gene Ontology annotation, molecular function: phosphomannomutase activity. The transcript is spliced from 3 exons. The coding region runs from base 1 to 834 and encodes 277 amino acids. NCBI's taxonomy places the organism in Eukaryota, Fungi, Ascomycota, Sordariomycetes, Hypocreales, Cordycipitaceae. The record is from RefSeq and is a predicted model, not a curated record. Gene Ontology annotation, biological process: GDP-mannose biosynthetic process; mannose metabolic process; protein N-linked glycosylation. Gene Ontology annotation, cellular component: cytosol.